Molecule: messenger RNA, 7321 nt
Organism: Conger conger (European conger)
Lineage: Eukaryota; Metazoa; Chordata; Actinopteri; Anguilliformes; Congridae
Product: collagen alpha-1(XXV) chain-like
Exons: 34
Coding region: 259-1608 (449 amino acids)
Source: RefSeq, a predicted model, not a curated record
CCGGGUCCUAAAGGAGACAAGGGGGACCAAGGUGACCAGGGGCCACGGGGGUUACCUGGCCCCCCUUCUCUGGCGGCUUUGCACAGCAAUCAGAUCCUGACCGUUAAGGGAGAUCAGGGGCAAGCUGGCCCCCCCGGACCACCGGGGCCCCCAGGCCCCCCCGGUCCUCGAGGGCCCCCAGGCGACACAGGUAAAGAUGGUCCCAGGGGAGUCCCAGGUCUUUCGGGAGAGCCAGGGAACCCAGGCGAAUUGGGGUUGAUGGGGCCAGAGGGACCUCCAGGACAAAAGGGCCCACCUGGAGUUGAUGGACUGAAGGGCGAGACGGGUUUGCCAGGAGUAGAUGGACUCUCUGGCUCCAAGGGCGAAAUGGGAGAACCAGGUGAAAAGGGUGACAUGGGAGAAGAUGGCCAGAAGGGUGAAAUUGGUCAGAAGGGAGAUGCGGGAUCAUCUGCAGCUGGCAUCAAGGGCGAGCCGGGCGAGUCAGGCAAAGGAGGUCAGAAGGGAGAGCCAGGACUUCCAGGGCUGCCUGGACUUCCCGGGAUAAAGGGUGAACCUGGAUUCCUGGGCCCCCAGGGAGAGCCAGGAUUGCCAGGGCUCCCAGGAACCAAGGGCGAGCGUGGUGACAUGGGCCCACCAGGGAAAGGAGAGCGAGGUCAGACAGGACCCACCGGGCAGAAGGGAGGACAAGGGGAGCCUGGAGCCCCUGGUUACAAGGGAGCAAAGGGAGAAACGGGGGACAAAGGGGAACAAGGAUCCGUGGGGCUGAGAGGCCCUCCUGGAUUGAAGGGUGACCAGGGGGCGACCGAGAUCAUCGACUACAAUGGAAACAUCCAGGAGGCCCUGCAGAAGAUUACCACAAUUACAGUGACGGGUCCUCCAGGACCAGCUGGACCAAUAGGACCACCAGGAAUAAAGGGCGAGCGUGGAGCACCAGGUCUCCCAGGCCUUGACGGCGAGAGGGGUCUGAAGGGCUCGAGAGGAGAUGCGGGGGUCCAUGGCUUGCCCGGAGACAAAGGGAGUCUGGGAUUGCCUGGCUUGCCUGGUGUGAACGGGCUGAAGGGCGAAAAGGGGGACGCAGGACUGCCUGGGCCUCAGGGACCUUCGAUCAUCGGCCCCCCUGGAUCUCCCGGCCCCCACGGCCCACCGGGGCCCAUGGGUCCUCAUGGUUUUCCAGGUCCUAAGGGAGAAGCUGGGUUGAAUGGUCUUAAAGGAAUGCGAGGGGAGUCUGGCCACAAGGGCGAUCGAGGGCCCCUGGGCCUCCCUGGGGCGUCUGGCUUGGACGGCAAGCCUGGAAUUAGGGGAAUGGACGGGCCUGCAGGUCCACCAGGCCCAGCUGGACCCAAAGGUGACAUGGGUGAGGGAGGACCAGCGGGGGAACCUGGGCCGAGGGGACCGUACGGAUUACCUGGUGCUGUGGGGACACCUGGAUUGGAUGGGUUACCAGGAUUAAGGGGCGAGAAAGGUGACAUUGGAGAAAGAGGAGAAAAGGGUUUCCGGGGAUUUAAGGGUGAAAAGGGGGAGCCGGGCCAGCCUGGUCUGGACGGGCUGGAUGCCCCGUGCCAAUUGGGCCCUGAUGGUCUACCAAUGCCUGGCUGUUGGCAAAAGUGAUCAGUCUAACCCAAGCGCAUGGAGUUUGUAAAUAACGCAUCAUUUGACAUUAUUUUAUUUUUAUUUAUAUUUUUUUAAAUUGAAGAUAUGAAUAUAUAAAUAUAUUGCAAGAGUGCCCAUGAAGUUCACGUGUAGCUGCUUCUAACUUGUUUGCGGUUAACAAAAGUGUGUAAAAUAAAUCUUGUGCCAGAAUUGUGGUGGUCAGGUGUGUGACUGUACACAGAGCCUGCACUGGGGGCUUAAGUCCAACUUGUAGCUUUGCUCGCAUUGGACAAAGUCCAAGGAGGAGAACUGGACAUCCUGACCUAUAGGGGGCGCACUGCACAGGCUGUGCAGACGAGUCCUUGGAAGGGACCUGGGCUGGAUUCGACGAAAACGGGAGAUGACGGACAUGUUGUUUGUGUUCAUCUCAAGCUUGUCAUUAUUCCAUGCCAUUACUACCACCAGCUGAAUAAAACCUUCUAUGUUAACUACAAAAAACUAGAACAAAAAAAGCAUGAGUGCUGUGCUUAAUUAAGAAUACCAGUGCGUGGGUAAUAAAUAUCGUUGGUGUAGCGUGAUUCAGUUUAUGGCUUCUUCAUAAAUUAACUUGGAUGGAUCAUGGCAACUAAUUUACAAGAAAAAAAAAAGAAAUCGCAAAGCUCUGAAUAUGUUUUUUGUUGUUGUUGUUGUUGUGGUUGUCGUCUCGUUUCCACAUCAUCUUCAAAAGGGAGUCACCCCUUGGUUGGUGGCUUGAAAGCAGUGGAUUCCCCAAGUGGACGAAGAUGAGUAGCUCUCUUUUUUUUAUUGUGGCGAGAGGCCUACGGAUUGAUCGUUGAGGUCUGUGGUCCCUCACCAAAGCACUUGCCCGGGGUUCCUGGGGGUCCGUAAAAAUCCCAGCAUCUGCUACGUUCAAGCCGAUGCUUUCAAACAGCACUUGUCCCUGGGAGUUAGAAGGAGAAACAGAGCCUUCCGCAGGCGCUCUGUUACCGCUUAGCCGGGUUGAGCUGCUUGAGUCGGGUUUACGUGAGGACAUUGGACAGGAUUUGUUCGGUAUCAGAGAGGCCUGGCCUCUACGGGCCUACUUGGAUCCAGUGGUCCCUCAGCUGGGGACGAUGAAGGCACACCCGUCAACAUGCCUACACUCUCAGGAAAAAAGCUACAGAAAUGACCUAAAAAGUACAAGUGCUUGUCACUGGGGUGGUACCCUAGAGCGAGCAAAUAUAUCACUAAUUUGCUUGUAAAUGGUCCUCAUUAGUACCCAAAUUACCCACAUUAUCGUACUUUCAGGGUACACUUGGGUGAUUUGUUCCGAAAAGAACAACAACGUACAUCCACCGUACCUUUAUUUCUGAGAGUGUAUCAUAAUCUUGAUAGCAACCAAAGGAGUCUCUUCACAUGAGAUUCCAUUGAGUGAGAUUACACGGAGGAUUAACUAACCGGAUAUGGUAGGGGAGGAGUGUUGAUGGAUGUUAUGAUUUAUUGUUUUUUUUGUUUUUUUAUAUUGUAAUUUCUUGUUAUUGUGUAUAGCCUUUGGUGCCUCAAGCUUUUUGUUAUUCAUUCCCAUUGUUGGAAAUAUGGACAUUUUUAUCAUACUUUAAGUGAUAGGAAUGGUUUGUUUAUUGUAUGAUGGUAUCCUUGUUAUGUCCAAUUCUGCAGUAUUAAAAACCAACAGUACUUACUAUUUGUAUUAUCUUAUGAAGCUCUCCCUGAAAAUGUCAAAUGAAGGCUUUUUUACUUAUUAUUUUUAAUGUAUAUUGUGGCUUCAACAAAAACUAUUUAUAUUGUGUAAGAGGAAUUUUAAAUAGAUCAUAGACUAUCAAAGCAUAGCUUGGUAAUCGAUCAUACAGAGCAUUUUGCAUUGGAACAGAGAAUGCCUUUUCUGCUUCAGUGCAGAUACAUUGUGAUAAGAAAACUGGUUCAUGACUUAUGCUCCAUUUGGAAUUUACUUAGAUUUUUCAUGUCCCACAGAAUAGGAACUGCAAAAUCUGUCCAAGUGAGUUGUCACUUUUUAUUAUUUUUAUUUCUUGGGACAAUAUUGUACAGAAAAUCAUUUUCACUGUAAUUUUAUAAGAUUGCCUGAGUUAAGGACCAGCCACUGAAAUAUGAGCUUUCAAAAUGUCAAUAGCAUAAGCUUUAUGGCAAAGCUAUCAAAUUCCUGGGAGAGUUGAUGAUGAUGACAAGACAAAAGUAGAGUCAUUUUGUUUCCUCUGUUGUCUGAAUCUAUCUCUACAUCAUAAAGUUUCUCCAGAAAACAUUUGCUGGUGAAGUUGCCCCAUAAACAUCUGUUUUUCCUGUCUUUUGUGAAAAACAAAUUCACGGAAAACUCUAUUAUACUUUUAUAGUAUUCUAGGUGUGUUUACAAGGUAAGAUAUUGGGGAGCGAAAAACAUAUUUCUCCCCUCUCCCCAUUCCAUUCUUUACAGUUUUAAACAAUUUCAUCCUGCAUGCAAACAAAAUGGUAUUAGACGUCUGGUACAACAAGUAUGAUUUAACAGAUUUUAUAUUGUAAUUUCAACGGAAGGUUAUGUAUAGAAAUGCAUGCGCAUGAUGAUUGUUGGGCUAUGUCAAAUUUACAUUACAUUCCAACACCAGCAUCAAAUUAACUUCCUCCUUCUUCUGCCACUGAAAUUGUUCAGGAUUGUUUCAGUAGAAGGUGUUUAUUUUAUCUGUAGUAACACUAAAAGAUAGAUGACCACUCCCUCAUCUUGCUAUUGGUAGAGACAGAAAUUAUCUUGUCAAUAUGCACAACAUUUUUGUAUUAAGGAGUAUUACAGAAAAGGUCCAUCGACAGAACCCAUUUUUGUCAUAACUUAGAUAUUUGCGAUUUCAAAAUUUACUCUGUUAUGAAUUAUAUUUCCAAAUACAAGUUUUUAUCUUUUUUGAAAUGCUAUCCUAGCAUUCAAAUGCAUGGAGGUAAAUGCCCCCCCUAGUUAUUAUUAUGACUUUUUCUUGAUGUUAACAUUGUUUGAUAUUCCUGAAAUGUUCCUUCCAUGUCUUUGAUGGUGCUAUCAGCUUGUUAACUGGGCACUGAAGGAAAAUCACUGUAUGCACCAACCAGACUAUUUUUAUUUUUUGUUACAGUACAUUUAAGUUUGUUUUGUGUAAUGUGUAUACUUUUAUAUUUUAAUUACUGUUUUAAGUUGUACUUUAUUUAUUUUUUACACUUUCUUAGCUUAUUGGUUAUGUAUAGGCAUUCCUUUGGACAUGGGCUCACUUCUUCCAGUUCUCAUGCCAUUUUUAUCUGCUUAUUUCCCUCCCUAUUUCUUAGCAGACACAGCUAAAUUCACCUCUGUUAAAUCCGAAAGGGACAAUAUUUACUUUUAGUUUUAGAAUACUCUUAUCAGAAUUGAUUUAACACUGAAUGUGUUGCUGUCAGACAGUACUGAAACAUAUUACUUUGUGGAAAGGAAUCCCGUAUGGAAUGUACAUGCUCAUAAACAUAUGAAACUUUUCUGCCACAGUAGGUUGUGAUGUGGGCACCUGAGUGGCUCUUUUGUCCGGUAGAUAGACUUUGUUCAUAUGGUACAUACAGUAACAAAGAAGCACAGUCAAUAAGUGUCGCAUUAAUUUACAUAUAUUUCUUUUCUUUCAAUUCCUGGUCUGGCUCCAUAAUGCUGCUUUGAUGUAUCUGCAGGUUAGACCAGACUGCAGAAAUCCGCAGAAAUGUAGGUGUAGAAUAACUCAAAUCUACUUAAAGGGGCCAUUCAAACAAAAAUGAAAUUUAAGUAUUUCACACCAGUAUUCUGGGUGAAGUGAUUGGGUGAAGUGGUGCAUUGUUUUGAUCAUUAACUUGCCAAACUCUGUAUCUUUGCCAGAAAUGUCUGAAUGGCGUAACAGUAACUAGUUCUCAAGUUAAUGUGGUUUUUUUGAGCUCUGUUGAUGUCCGUGAGUAACUAUGACAGUAUUUUUGGAAAAAAAAUGCUCCUGGUGAGUUUCUAGCUUUAAGUUGUGGUCGCAUUAAUGAGCAUGAAAAGAUUAGACCCGGAGAGGUCCAUUAUAUUAUAACAUCACAUCUCAGCUAAACUAACUGCAUAGUACUCUAGGUAAGUGAAAAUACUUUAAUUUCAUUUUUUGGGUGAACUGCCCCUUUAAAGGAAACCUCUGGCAUUCAAAUAAUUCUCACUGAAUUUAUGUACCAGACCAUGAAUAAAUACAAAUUCUUUGUUUACCUUUAGUUUUUAUUUUAUUUACUGCGAAGUAGUGAAGUCAAGUAAGACCUUAUCCAGUCUUGAAUUUCCUAGGCUAUGCUAUACUUGUAAUGCGGCAACAGUGAGCAAGCAUGUGACCUCACUCCCUAGAUGAUUUGCGAACUUGCAAAUAUGGUGGCGCCCAGGAAAUUCAAGGCCCUACUAAAAAUUUCUAAAUUUAUUUAUUCAUAGUCUGAUAAGUAAAUUAAGUACAAAUUAUCGGAAUGCCUGAGGUUUCCUUUAAGGUACUGUGUUGGGUGCAUCCGUUAUUUGGAAUUGUGUCAUCGAACGGCAGCAUUGCUGUUCUUGCAUUUGUUUUUGUUUCUCCAUCCCCAACAUCAUGAAAUGUAUAUUGCUGUGGAAUGCUUUUUGUUUUCAGAAUAUGCACUAUGUGUUUAAUAUAGUCCAGAAAACCACAUAAUGCCAGUGUUUAAUUUGUUGACUGCUACUGGGAAGUAAUCAUUUGAAUACCCAGGCAAAUGUAUUAAAUUGAGCAUUGAAUGUAGAUCAAUAAUAUAUGUAUAAUGAAAUAUAAACGUGGCAUUUGUCAACUGCUCAUUAUAGUUUUUAUUUCUAAUAAUUGUCUGUUGUAAUUAUAUUAGUAGUGUACUGUACUUCAUUUGGUUUAAAUGUUAAAAUGUGUUCUAAAAUGCAUCAAAUACCAUAACUGUGAUUAAUCAUGAAGAUAAAUUAUAUAGUCCCCUUUUUUUGGAUGAUGAUUCAUUUGCCCGUUAUGCCAAUGUAAGGUUUUUAUCCAUCUUGUUAUGCGGCUCGUCUUAAUCCUUCGGGUCUACCAAAACAAACACUUGUGUUACACAAUCAGGUUAUCCAGAAAUGUAAGGCAAAUGUAAGGUUCAACUUCUUAAGUCUGGUGCAUAUACAAGUACAAUAUGCACCUAGUCAAAGCAGACCUCAGUCUGACAGCUUUCAAAUUCAGUCCGGUACAAUCUCUUUUCAAAACUGAGCAACUUGAAUCCUCAUCAGAACAUUUCUUUGAUUGAUUUCUUUGUUUUCCAGAGAAUAUAGUCUCAGACACUGUCUUUCAUAUUUCCCUCCUGUUUUUUUUCGUUUUGUAACAAUUAUGGUUGUCUUGUUUUGUUUGUACUUUUUACUACUUUGUAAGUGUUUGUAUUGUAACUUUUUGGGACACAUUUGCUACUCUACUUUGAUGUUUUCGAUUUCCUGUUUCAGGUUUCAGACUUUGCCUUUUUUCAGUAUGCAUUUCAAAACCGUUUCGUGAGACUGUACUGUUGGAGCCAAAUACAAAGUUUUACCUCUUUCGGAGUUUCAGUUGUUUUGGUAUUUACCAAAUUUACAAAUUAAAGAAUAUUAUUAAGUGAAAUCUUAACAACCCCCCAUCAUCUUCCAAAGUAAAUGAUAACAUCACUAAUUUGAGACAUCUAUUGAUGUAAAUUAUAUACGGUUUAUUAAUUAAAACUGCAUAUGGAUAUUGUUGAGGUUGUUCUGGAUAUGGACAUUUUUGUUAAACAAGUUUGUUAAUUUGUUCAGUUUCAUUUGUUAAUAAAAAUGUUGCCAUAAAUAUAA